Molecule: messenger RNA, 681 nt
Organism: Desarmillaria tabescens
Lineage: Eukaryota; Fungi; Basidiomycota; Agaricomycetes; Agaricales; Physalacriaceae
Exons: 8
Coding region: 1-681 (226 amino acids)
Molecular function (GO): 5'-flap endonuclease activity
Source: RefSeq, a predicted model, not a curated record
AUGGGUGUCAAAGGCGGCUGGGAUCUUCUGAACCCUACAAGCUCUGUAUCAUUCGUCGACUGGUCUUCCCAGAAGAUAUCCACCAGCGCUAUUGUGAAGAAGAUGCCAAUCUGGUUAACCAAUGAUUUCAAGCGACUGCUGGAAGGAUUUGGGUUCUCCUAUUGGGACGCUCCAGGUGAAGCAGAGGCCGAGCUUGUGAUGCUCUCGCGCCUUGGCCGGAUUGAUGCUGUGAUGUCAGAGGACUUUGAUACCAUGCUAUUUGGUGCUCAGCAAGUGAUUCGGAUCAAAGAGGAAAGCGACUCCAAAUAUCUGAUUGAGGGGGUGAUUAUGAUGAUGGAAUUCAAGGAUGUGGCAUCCAAACUGCAGCUAAUAUCGCAAAUUGAUGAUUAUGCUGCUGUUGCCUCCGCAUGGCGUCGGGACCUUUGCACGGCAUUGGAAAAGCAGGGGGCUGGCCAUCUUCAUUCUCGGCAGCGUUCGCUAGCUUCACGUAUCCCGCUUGACUUCCCAAAGGUGUUGGUUCUCAUCCAAUAUAUUCACCCAGUGACAUCCCAAUCCAAUGGGGUGGGUAAUCUACCUGCCGCUCCAUCGCUGCGUCAACCGGACAUAUCCCAACUCGCAAAGCUAUGUGAGGAGCUCUUUGUUUGGGGACAUUCGAUGGGCAUCAUCCUGCAAUUUCCGUGA